Molecule: messenger RNA, 1135 nt
Organism: Hydractinia symbiolongicarpus
Lineage: Eukaryota; Metazoa; Cnidaria; Hydrozoa; Anthoathecata; Hydractiniidae
Exons: 4
Coding region: 33-347 (104 amino acids)
Source: RefSeq, a predicted model, not a curated record
UUAAUUUAAAAAGGAAAGUACUGUGAAUUAAAAUGACAAUUAACAUGGCUUAUUCAAGAAAAGGAAUUAUUUCAUCCAGCGAAGAUGAGAGGACUUCGAAGAUUCACCGCUUUUUAAUCGAGCAGUUAUUGAUAAAAUUAAACAAACCUCUGAAAACAGUGAAAAUAAAAGAGAAAAAAGAAAGAGAAAAGAUAUUGAAAAAGCGAAUGGGACUUUUAUCUCAAGCAGCGAAGAGAGCGAUGUCGGAGAUGGCACCGAGGACGACAUUCAAGACGACAAAAAAAGAGAGAAAGGUAGCAAUGACGAGGAUCCAAACCCCGUCAAAUGAGUCAAAGGACGGGGUUUAAAAAUAACAAGUAUUAUCUAAUUUUCAAAUAUUUAGUACUAACCAGUAAUAUUUGGGGCGUGUAAUAAUGUAUUCAUUUGAGCGCUCAUCAAUAUAAAAAUUAAUAAUAUUGCCGCCGCUGCUGCUGCCGUGUGUAUGGUCGCGCGGUGGUGGCGGUGGCGCGCGUGAUGGCAUCAGCUUCAUUUUCGUUGCGAAGACAGGGCAAAGAUGGCUAGACCUAAUCUUUAAUGGUGGAUAGAAAAAUAUAGACUUUGUUCUUUUUUGUGGAGAAAUUGGUGUGAAUGAAGAUGCUUUGAAAUAUCUUCCUGCAUCAGUUUCUUCCAAGAAUUGUGUUGCAUUGAGGUAAGAUUUUAUUUUCUGUAAUUUCCAUUUCUGAUUAUUGCUGACCAUUUGUUACCAUAGUAAUUAAGUGUACAUCACUAUGUCAUCACCAUGAACUACUUAUGGCUAGAUAGAUAGAUAGAUGUGCAUAUUUUACAUGGCUAGCCUCACAAAUAUCGAGGGAUAUACCCUGUCUAUUAUUUCCAGGAGGGGCCAUGGCUUAGAUGGAGAGUCCUAGAGUAUUUAAUGCUCAUUUUGAGCGACGCAGACCCAAUUAGGGCCCGCGCUCUACUAGACAACUCCCGGCAACAUCCAACGGCCCACACAGUGUGCCAUCUUCCCAAUUUUCCUCACAUGGCUUGGGUUAACCGGGGGCUAUGGUAACAUUCACUCGCCCAUGUUGAAUCGCCGUCAAGAGGAAUCGAAACCCCGGUCUCCCGCACAGAGUACGAGAGCUAUAACCACUAA